GGGCAGGGAAAGGGUUACUGUUUUGUAAAAUGACAUUUUGAAGGGGGGGAGCUCACACACAGCUCUGCUGGCGCGGUUGUUUGGUGCAGGUUGACGUUAUCAGUAAAUUAGGACAUGGCUUGCAGCUCGAUGACCAGCUUGAGAGGAGGGAGAGCCUGAACGGUGUUGCCUAAAUGAGAUAAAAAGCGCGUGGUUGGCGCUGGUACUUUUUACUCCAGCUAGGUGUCGUAUCCGUAGCAGUGUGAAUAUCAGCGCAGAACGACGAGGCCAGCUCACACUGCCCAGCUACACCGCGAAAUGGUCACGUCUAUUCUUGGGCUCCUUAUCCUACCAAUAUGUCUUCAGCAGUGUGGUUUUGUACACGGAUCAAAGACGGAAUGUGAGCCCAGUCAGUUCCAGUGUGGGAAUGGCCGCUGCAUCCCGUCUGUCUGGCAGUGUGACGGGGAUGAGGACUGCUCCGACGGCAGUGACGAGCACACCUGUGUUCGUAAGACCUGUGCGGAGGUGGAUUUUGUCUGUCGCAAUGGCCAAUGCGUCCCCAAGAGAUGGCACUGCGACGGUGAGCCAGACUGCGAGGAUGGCUCUGACGAGAGCGUUGAAGUUUGCCACACCAGGACCUGCCGUGUGAAUGAGUUUAGCUGUGGGGCCGGGUCCACCCAAUGCAUCCCAGUGUUCUGGAAGUGUGAUGGCGAGAAGGACUGCGACAACGGCGAGGAUGAAAUUAACUGCGGUAACAUCACGUGCGCCUCGCUGGAGUUCACCUGUGCGAGCGGCCGCUGCAUCUCCCGCAACUUUGUGUGUAACGGCGAGGACGACUGUGGCGACGGGAGUGACGAGCAGGAGUGUGCCCCGUCGUCCUGCGGCCCCAGCGAGUUUCAAUGUGGCAACGCCACCUGUAUCCCUGGCAGCUGGGUGUGCGACGACGACGUGGAUUGCCAGGACCAAUCGGACGAAUCCCCUCAGCGCUGUGGUCGCCACCCCACUCCCCCGGCUAAAUGUUCACCCAGCGAGACGCAGUGUGGGUCUGGGGAGUGCAUCCACCGCAAGUGGCGCUGUGACGGCGACGCCGACUGCAAGGACGGCAGUGACGAAGCCAACUGUUCUGUUCGUACCUGCAGGCCAGACCAGUUCAAGUGUGAGGACGGCAACUGUAUCCACGGCAGCAGACAGUGCAACAGCUUGCGCGAUUGUGCAGAUGGCACCGACGAACUCAACUGCAAGAACUUGACGCAGUGCAACGGCCCUGACAGGUUCAAGUGUCGGAGUGGAGAGUGUAUCGAGAUGAGUAAAGUGUGCAACAAGGCCCGGGACUGUCCUGACUGGAGCGACGAGCCCAUCAAAGAGUGCAACCUGAACGAGUGUCUGCUGAACAAUGGCGGCUGCUCCCACAUGUGCAGGGACAUGGUGAUUGGCUACGAGUGUGACUGCACCCCUGGACUGCAGCUCAUAGACCGUAAAACCUGUGGGGACAUCAAUGAGUGUAUGAAUCCUGGGAUCUGUAGUCAGAUCUGUAUCAACCUGAAGGGAGGGUAUAAGUGCGAGUGCCACAACAGUUACCAGAUGGACCCCACCACAGGAGUGUGCAAGGCUGUGGGCACGGAGCCCUGUCUGAUCUUCACUAACCGGAGGGACAUCCGGAAGCUGGGUCUGGAGAGGAGGGAGUACACGCAGAUCGUGGAGCAGCUGCGGAACACGGUGGCACUGGAUGCAGACUUCACCCAGCAGAGGCUCUUCUGGGCUGACCUGAGCCAGAGGGCCAUCUUCAGCACGGUGUUGGAUAAGCGAGAUGUAGGAAGUCAUGUGAAGGUGAUAGAUAACGUCCAGACACCAGUGGGGAUCGCAGUAGACUGGAUCUACAAGAACAUCUACUGGUCAGACCUUGGUACCAAGACCAUAGCUGUGGCCAACUUCAUCGGCACCAAACGAAAAGUUAUCUUCGACAGUGGUUUGAAAGAGCCUGCGUCCGUCGCUGUUGAUCCACUGUCUGGGUUCUUGUACUGGUCAGAUUGGGGUGAACCAGCUAAGAUUGAGAAGUCUGGCAUGAACGGGGUUGACAGGCAGGUCCUGGUCGAGACUGAUAUUCAGUGGCCCAAUGGAAUCACCCUGGACCUGAUCAAGAGUAGACUGUAUUGGGUGGACUCAAAGUUGCACAUGCUCUCUAGCGUCGACCUGAACGGAGACAACCGGAGGAAAGUGCUCCAGUCCCCCGAAUACCUGGCUCACCCCUUCGCUGUCACUGUGUUCGAGGAUCGAGUGUUUUGGACAGAUGGGGAGAACGAGGCAAUCUACGGAGCAAACAAGUUCACAGGCUCUGAUGUGAUUACCCUGGCAAGCAAUCUGAACGAGCCACAGGACAUCAUUGUUUACCACGAGCUAAUCCAGCUGUCUGGGACAAACUGGUGCAAUGAGAAGGCUCAGAACGGUGGCUGUGCCUACAUGUGCCUUCCAGCUCCACAGAUCAACAAAUACUCUCCCAAAUACACCUGCGUGUGUCCGAAAGACCAGACGCUCGCUUCAAACGGCCUUCACUGUAGACCAGUGACCCCUUCAGCUCCAUCAAAGGAUGAUGGGAAAGCUCUAAUACGUCCCACUGACUCCCAAGAAGCCAAAGUCAGUACAUCCGUCCAUGAGGUGGACUCUACAGCUAGAGGAUCUGCAGCUGCCUGGGUUAUCCUCCCUGUGUUGUUCCUGGCCAUGGCUGCUGCGGGAGGUUACUUGAUGUGGCGUAACUGGCAGCUGAAGAAUAAAAAGAGCAUGAACUUUGACAAUCCAGUGUACCUGAAAACCACAGAAGAAGACCUCAACAUUGAUAUCAGCAGGCACUCCUCCAAUAUAGGCCACACCUACCCAGCAAUAUCAGUUGUGAAUACAGAAGAUGACUUGUCAUAACCAAUCUGCCAAGUGACUCCCCAUCGGUUUAUUCAACCUUUGGUCUCCAUGCCAACGACCUCUGCUUCUUUUAAAAGAGCUACAACCAGAUGCCUUCUGAAGUGCAUAAAGUUGUGUUUUCUGGGGGAGAUGUUUGUCAUUAGUUGUAUGAAUUGUCCUACUCACACCAAGUGUGUCCAAAGUGGCAAGGGGUUUUGGGGGCUUGGCCUCUUUAUAUCCCCGCUCCUUAGCCCCGAAACAUUUCAAAGAUUCUACUACGUACGACCUUGCGUCUAGUUCAGUACACUGGUCGUCCUUUGUGAGGCAAUGCAGGGCGCGUUACUGCUUCUGACCUUCAGUCCCCUACUGGACAUGUUUCACUGAAUAUUUAUAGAAAGCAUAUUUUAGGCAGUACGGUCUUAAAAUAUGUACGUUUCUUAAACAUUAUCUCCAGAAGCACAUUCUUAGAAAGCUUUUUUUGGUGUGAUUCUGUGCUGGGAAGAUGAGAGCUAAGGAAUGUCAUGUUACUACAGCAUUUGUAAAACACUGUACAUAAACCCUCUUCCCCUAAGAACAGAAUCAGGACUGAAGCACUUUGAUCAAAUGGUCUGCUGUAAAUAAGAUUGUAUACAUUUGACUGAAAUCAAUUUUUGCUAUGGUUGGUCAUAGUACCAGGGUAGGGUAAGAUGUAUUUAAAACUGAAUUUGUUAAACUAUUUUGUAUGUUUGUGCCAUUGCUGUGACUUUUUCUAGCCAUGUGCAGGGGGACUAAAUGCUCUGUAUCGUGAAUAAAAUUAUUUGCAAACACUAAA
Molecule: messenger RNA, 3679 nt
Organism: Salmo salar (Atlantic salmon)
Lineage: Eukaryota; Metazoa; Chordata; Actinopteri; Salmoniformes; Salmonidae
Gene: vldlr
Product: very low density lipoprotein receptor
Biological process (GO): receptor-mediated endocytosis
Cellular component (GO): plasma membrane; apical plasma membrane; signaling receptor complex
Molecular function (GO): hormone binding; calcium ion binding; protein binding
Source: RefSeq, a predicted model, not a curated record